ACUGAGUAUUUUAAAUGACACUGCUCCUGGCCAGCAACAUACCCUUUUGGAUAACCCACCUGAUCUAAUUUUACUAAAAUAAGAGUAAAUAGCAGAAAAUAGAUUAAGCUUCUACUUCCUGUCUGUUUUUAAAGAUUUUUUUUUUCAAACUUGAAAUGCAUUGUUUAAUGACCCUCUUUCCAAAAGGAGCUGCAUGUGCUCCUCUGAUGCUGGGUGCCUGGCCCAGCCAGAGGACUCUGGGGGAGGCAGGCUCUGCCCAGUCGGUGACGGAGGGCAAAACGUGGGAAACCAUCAAAUAGUGCAAGAACUGCUUCUGCCCUACAGAAACAAUGGGGGAUAAACGGGACACAGUGUGAAAAAUAACUCGGGAACUAUGAAGCUGUUUUUGCAGGUACGAUGGCUCGUGUCUUCGUCUACGGCACGCUGAAGAAGGGCCAGCCCAACUACAAGCACAUGAUCAAUACGGCCAAGGGGCUAGCGAAAUUCCAGGGAAGGGGCCGCACGGUGGAGAAGUACCCGCUGGUGAUUGCAGGAAAAUACAACAUUCCUUACAUGCUGAACAUCCCGGGGACAGGACACCACGUUGCUGGAGAGAUUUACUCGGUUGACGACCAGAUGCUGCAGUUCCUGGAUGAGUUUGAAGGCUGCCCAGACAUGUACCAGCGUACCCUGAUGAGAAUCGAGGUGGUGGAGUGGGAAGGGAAGGGCGGCGCGGGCGAGGCGCGGGCAGCCGCCGACGGCAUCAUGGAGUGCUUCGUGUAUAGCACGACGACAUACCCGCCCGAGUGGGUUGGCCUCCCCUACCAUGACAGUUACGACUCCUCGGGGAAACACGGCCUCUCCUACGUCCUACGCGAAAGCCGGGAUUAGAAACGGGAGAUGACACAGCCCGGCCGAAGACGUAGUACUAAGCACGUGUCGAUUGGUAACCCUUCCAGGAAAGCUGUAAUACCUUUUUAUUAAAAAACAGGUAACCUUCCCAACCCAGGAGCUGUGGCGCUAGUGUUGAAGUCUUGUAGGCCCAGAGAUGGGGACUCGUCCCUGGCUAGUCAGUGUCCUCCUCGCCCCUGCUAACCUGCUGAUAGUAACUGGGUUUGCAUGAGGUGUAAAAGAACUGUAUCUGUGUACAUCGGUUUUGGGGUCUAAUUAUUUUCUCAAUUCCCCCCCCCCCCCCCCUUGCCUCAGUGCAUGACUGAGGUCAGUGAAAGGCAGAGAAACAGACUAAUUUUAUUUUAUUUUUACCUGAAUUGACAAGUUUGCUUGUGUAGUGCUCCAGGGUGGGUGGAAUAAUGAUGAUACUAUUGCACUAAUAGCUGAAACUGAUUUAAAAAACUCAUGUCUGCAACAAAGUAAAGCACAACUUGCCUUUAAUAUUGACUUGUAAUCGUGUUCAGUAGGUUACUGAAUGUAAACAAACAGGGAGAAGUGACCAUAUAGAUACUAUGUGAUUAAGACAAAUAUGAAAUGGCUGGAGAAAUAGAGAAAUUUUAAAGACUAUUCUUACUGUGUAUUGCAAUGUUUUUCUGAACUGGAAAGGAGUAUUUUUAAAACGUUUAGUUUUAUGAGGUACUGUGAAGAAAUAAGAGAAUUACAUUUAAAAUCAUAUUUUUAAUUUAGCAUUCUAAGCACUUUAGGUACCACUUCAGUUCACUGAGUGACUGUAGGAUUUGGGGGGGAGGGGGGUGCGUCAGGGACCAGGAAAAGCAAUCCUGAUUUAGCUGCCCACCACGCUACAGCAGAUGCAGCUGUUGUGAGCACUUACUAUCAAGGUGACUUUUUGCCAAGCACUUUAAUGCAGAACUUGCAACCAUAUGCAAAGUGAAUUUCCUAUCAGGGGAAACAUUUUAUAUACAUUAUAAAAAAUAUCCAAAGGACCUGUAUUGUGAUUAUUGCAACAUUUAAACUGGAGGGAAAAAAAAAAGAUGGAAAGAAGACUAUUGUCCCCCUGACCCAACCAACUGUGCCGGUUUUUGUACAAUCUGGGAAAAUCGUGGCUUUCUGUUGUUAUGCUCCUGUGCCUUCUACUUUCCUUCAACAGCAGUGUUUGGUAGAUAUAGAUUGUACAGUAUACAAAGCUGCCAAAGGGAUGUGAGCAGGGAGUGUAUGCCGUGCAGUGAACCAAAGUACGAUUAAGUGUACUAAGGAUACCGUUAAGAACAAUAUUGUACUUGUGCUUCACUGCCAGUAGCCCUGUGAGGGCCGGAGGAGAUCUGGGGUAGGGAAUCAGCCCAGGGAUCCAGGGUAAGGAAUUGGCCUAAACUUUAUCAGUAGUAGGCACUGCUGCAUCUCAUUUAGAACAGACAGAAAGCUUGUGUUGCCGCAGUAAGCAAAUUAAGUAAUUUUAAAGUAGAAUACUUGUGUCUCUUUACAAUACUUGUUUUUUGUUUAGGGCAACCUGCAGAAGCUGAACUGUGCUCCUUUUGGAAGGGGCAAGAUGGCAUUAAGGAGAUCUGUAGGAAGAUCUGCAGGGUGUCUGCCUCAGUUUCUCCAACUGCAAAAGCAUUAAUUUUCCUGGAGGGCAGGUACUACCCAAACGCUCUCUUUACUCAUCUUGAUGGGUUUUGUAAACUAAUUAACAACGCAGAUCCUUGUACUACAUUAUUCUGUCUUGGCUAUGUGAUUUAGUUGGCAGCUUCUCAGUAACAUGACAAAUGCCUCUUCAGUCAGAAGUUUCAAGCAGAAUCGUGAACCUUUCUGGUUGAACAUGAGUCACCGGCCCUGUCACAGCCUGAUUUUGUCCUUCGCCUUCUGGGAAAGGGCCCAGGCGCCUCUGGCCAGAGGGGUUUUUCUGGGAAGUAGCAUGACUCUGCACAUCCUAGGCAAGAAAAUGAGAGCAGGCCCCCUCCUCUCUGGGGCAGUGGUCAAGGCACAGCAGGAAGGGUGACUUACAGGUAUGUGAAAAAAAAAAAAAAACAGCUGUAGGAGGUGAGACCAAAGGCAGGAGUAGCCCAGUGUCCUGGCCCAGCAGUGGGCAGCAGCAGAGGCCUAGGCAAGAGCACAGGGACAGAGAUGAUGCUUACAGCGUGCAGGGACUGGGGAGGUAGCACUGUGUCCAGUGAGCUGCAGCUGCUGCCUUAGCGAGAUUAAUUAAAGGAAGGAAGAGCCUCUGUUAACCACACACUAACAUUUUGAACCCAGUAAACUUCUGGUAUCUACACCAUCCUGGGGCACGGAGUGCCUGAGCGAGGAGGAAAAAAAAAUACAUCAUCUUACCUGUUCUGACCAAGUCACCAGCCUUCUCACUUCUGUUCAAGUCUCUUAAAUCUUCCUCCUCUGCAGGCCCUCUCUGGUUUCCCACACUGGAUACACGGCUCUUCCAGCAGGAUCUAGCCUUGUAUUAUGAACAGUCCUAGUUCUUCCCCCAGUCUUUAGCAAGAGCCUCGGCACAACAAAAGCUCAGACACUUGGUCUCCCCUUCCUGUAAGAGUUCAGGAGGAGGCUUGGCCUGACGGACAGCAAGUGCCUCCGGCAGUACCUUGGGGUGGCUAAGGGGAGUCGAGGACAGUGCCAGCUCCUUCUGUCAAGACUUGCAUCCAGUAAUCAACAGAAGAUAAAGGGGGGGAAAUUUGAGUAUGGAGUCUGAAUAAAAGAAGAAAAGUCCCUUACAACUGUAAAUGAAAAUGCAUGGGGAAAGACUGCACUAGCACAAUAAAACAUCUAACCUGUAAUUUAAAUCAAUUAAAUUUAAAUCAAUUUAAAUUCAAAAUAUUACAAUAAAUCUGAUCAGAAUUUAAGCCGUCAGCAGUACUUGUUCAGCACUUACACAGAGUGUAGCAAAACUGCUCAGUUAGCCACCGAGUGGUUCAUUUUUCACUCUUACCAACCAUUCUGCACAAUUUGGCUGGGCCCUCAAACCAGUGAUAUUGCCAUGGAGAAGAUGAAUCAGAUUCAGGCUUUUGUUGUGUUUUCUUUUUUAAAAAAAGAGGCUUUUCCUGUUUUAAAGCAGAAAUGGUAUUUUAUUGAUUUUAUUUGAUCCUGAAAAAUCAAAGAAUUACAAAGAUUAUGUACAAGUAUUUCUGGAAGUAAAAAUCUGGGAUCUGUUGCCAAGAUUUAACAUCUGUGUUUGCUGUCUUAACCACUGAUAAAAUAAAUAUGACUGUAUAAAAUCUCGCGCAUAGGACUGUCCAUCUUCUGUGUUGAAUUGCCUUAAUCUUAAUUUACGGAUGAAAAUAAUAAAGGCUUAGCUAACUCAA
This is a messenger RNA of Aquila chrysaetos chrysaetos, 4193 nucleotides long. It is a transcript of the gene GGACT, whose product is annotated as gamma-glutamylamine cyclotransferase. The transcript has 2 exons. Lineage: Eukaryota; Metazoa; Chordata; Aves; Accipitriformes; Accipitridae. Gene Ontology annotation, molecular function: gamma-glutamylaminecyclotransferase activity. Bases 397 to 870 code for a protein of 157 amino acids. The record is from RefSeq and is a predicted model, not a curated record.